This is a messenger RNA of Thlaspi arvense, 407 nucleotides long. The record is from the annotation of a GenBank genome assembly. NCBI's taxonomy places the organism in Eukaryota, Viridiplantae, Streptophyta, Magnoliopsida, Brassicales, Brassicaceae.
ACAAGACAAAAAUAUUGCAGUCACUAGAAAAUAGAAACAACAAACCGUAUAUACACAUGACGAAGAUCAGUUUCUACCUAGCUAUCUCUGCAUGCGUCUGCAUCCUCUUGAUAUUAUCACCUGGGCUACUAGCCAUGCCGCCGCGGAAACAAUGCGAAUGCAUGUCACCAAUACAUUGUAAUUGCUCCCCACCGCCACAGCCACGGGUGGUGAAUAGGUUACGGAGAAGCGUCGGACCACCGUGCUCAACGGACGCUGAUUGUAAUCACUUUUGUCGUCCAAAGAAAGGUGUUUGCAACAUUGAUUUCGAAACAUGUAGUUGUCGUUAAUUGAAAAUAUUUGACUAUGUGUGCUUUCCUAAUGAUCUGAGGAUCCUCAAUAACUAAUUAAUAGCAUCUAUUUUUUCA